Messenger RNA from Anopheles darlingi, 3066 nucleotides. RefSeq names its product nucleolar protein dao-5-like. Lineage: Eukaryota; Metazoa; Arthropoda; Insecta; Diptera; Culicidae. The coding region runs from base 43 to 2997 and encodes 984 amino acids. The transcript is spliced from 2 exons. The record is from RefSeq and is a predicted model, not a curated record.
AUAAUCCUUUUGAUUCUUUUGAUAAAGACCGCUCGUCACAGAAUGGGCAAAAGAUUGUAUGAACAAUGCUGCCGGUUGUGCUUGUACAGCGGCACAGAAGUCGGUUUGGUGGAUGUGUUUUCUAUACCGAAGCUAAACGGCGUAGUUUUGGAGCUGUACAACAUCGAGGUGACGCCGAACGAUGGAAGUACAACCCGCGUGUGCAGCGUUUGUCUCAAGGAUACGCUGGACUUUAACGCACAGAUAAAACUAUAUGAUCGGGAGAAAAUGCGUGUUCUGGAGAACAACGCCAAAAUACUACGCAAUGCGCAAACUGUUGCGAUACCCACGGCUUCCGGCGUAUCGAAGGACUCCGCCCUGGCGUCUAGAGAAAAACAGCCAUCAAAAGAGCCAACGCAAACUGCGAUCAAAGACAGUGAAUCACGAACCGAAAAAAACAGUACCGAGGGAUCUCGUGCUGCUCACCACAAACAGCAGGCAACGACAGAAAGUCCAAGGCGAAAUGCAGCCACCAAACCCUCGGAUAACCGGAUCCCUAGUACGGAAAAGGGUGCCUCGGAUUCUACGCAAACUCCGACAAACGAUAAAGCGUCUAAAGGAUCAAACGCCGAGGACAACGCCAAGGAUGGCAGCCGUCGAUCAUCUCGCAGUGCAUCGGAGCAAUCCACGCCAAAGCCGAAAAACUCAGCGAAAGGCUUGGAUCAACGUUCAAGCGACAAGUCCGGUACGGCUCGGAAUGAGAAUCGUAAUUCGGAUUCCGGGAACUGCAGUAGGAGUUCGAAGGAUUCAACCACAUCAAAUGCUAAAAGUAACGAUCCGCGUCAGCGUUCAUCUUCGUCAAAACCCAUCGACAAAUCCGGAUCGGCUCGGAGUGAGACUCGUACUUCGGAAUCCGGAAAUCAUAAUAGGGGCGCCAAUGCAUCAACUACGCCAAAUGCUCCCAGUCAGCGUUCAUCGUCUUCAAAGUCUAUCGACAGGUCCGGCUCAGCUCGGAGUGAGACUCGUCAUCCGGAAUCCCGUAGGAGUUCCAAGGAAUCAGCUGCUUCAAAUGCAAAAAACCGCGAUCCGCGUCAGCAUCCAUUGUUGCCCAAGCCGCAGGCUACUCAUUCGCGAGAAAUUUCGUCGCAUCGAGUUAAUGUCAGUGUUGAUUCAGGUGAGAACCGCGGAUCAAUCUCUGUCGAAUCGUCCAGCAGGUCCAGAACGGACUCAUCAAAACGAUCCACCGAAGGGCGGGAGCCAACGAAAUCCAAAAAUGCAGACCGUACGUGGUCGGUAAGCCCCGGUAGAAGUGGUGCAACUAAACACUCUGAUAAUACCCUAUCGUUAAAUCGAUCUCCAAACGAUAGGGACUACAGCAGAUGGGGAAACAGCAAACCUUCCAACAAAACAAGUGACACUGUAAAUAUUGCUGAACCACUGAGACACUACUUACUCAAGUUUCGAAAUGCAUCGAACAAUACCGCUUCAAACCAAAGUCCGGACAAUAUUGUUAAUCGUGGACCAGAAAAACCAAGUGCUCCGAAACAUACGACAGCACCGCAUAGCAGCAAUGCGGACGUGCGGACAAACGAUGGAGCUCAGAGUAAGGAUAAAAGAAAUGUGGCCCCGGAAAAAUCCGAUCGUCGAGAAUCUGCCGCUAAGCCAUCAACGUCAGGAACUAAGGAACGUCCUGCUUCACGGAACGAAAUGCUGGACAAUCAAGGCAACACUAUCAAUAGGAAACGAGGACCAGAUGCACCGCUACAACUCCCUCGGAUUAAAAUUAGACUCUUAAAUCGCGUAAAUGUUAUUCAGCCAGAGGUAGAUAUAUCACCAAAAACUGCGACCACGGCCAAUGCUUUAGCUAUAGCCGAGAGCAAUGCGGCUACAACAGCUGGCCUUACCGUGUCCGUGCCCACGACAAACUCUACGAUGUGUACGACUGCAAUGACCACGCCGACAACAACAGGUAUGGGGACGUCCAGUUUGCCUCCCAGCGAAACUGUGGCAGCGAGUCCCUCGGUUCACAGCAGAGUUUCGGAACUGCGGGCCAGCAAACCGGGCAUUCCGAAGCGGCGACACAGCGUUUUCAAUACCUCUCUGAUACGUGUCAGCUCCAAUUUGUUCGAUUCUUCUAAGGAAUGCGAUGAAUUUGCUGCUAUUCGUAACAAUACGAUGCUACGGGUUGAUCCAUGGAGCAACUCGGUUGUCAGUAACGUCAACGGAGCGCCGGUGGCGGAAGGGUUUCCCCAAAUAUCGGGCGAUGCUGGUAUCAAUCGCUCUUCUGCAUUACAGCCGGCUAGGUCAAAUGGAACGACAGAAAGUUUUGCCUUGCAGCAGCAGCAGCAGCAGACUAGCAUGGCUGAUGCAGAUAUGUUGUCGACAGCGGUACAGAAACCCGGUAUGAAACGCAGGAAAAGCGUCUGUGUUGCGAACGUGCGACAGAUGCUUCAAAAUGAACAAUGCGGCCAAUCGAACACUAACAUGGAAACAAGAAUCUAUCCAAUUACUCAAAUACCGGUUAACAACAUUUUGGAAAGUCGAUAUGUUUCACCCCACAAUGCAGCGCCGUCAGCGCAAUCGACAUUACAAAAUAAUAAUGUACCGAUAGUUAGCACUCCAACAAAUUACGGUUCAUGUAUGAUCCGUUCCGGAAACACUGCGAUAAAUCCGCUUCCUUUAAAUGUACCGGCUGACUCGACUGUUACGGCAGUGCCUGGAGUUCGAUUGAACUACAGAUCCGCUAGUAUACCUUUGCACAUUUUAACCCGUAGUGGGCCGGUAUCAACAUCCGGUGGAACCGUCAAGAUCGUGACUCAAACCGACAGGCUGAGUGGAAAGACUGUUUGGCAGAUAUCCAAUGCUAAUGCUGUAGAAGGAGGCGACCUCCCCAGGCUUUCGAUACCGGGCGAGCAACAUCGUAACAUGCCCUCGCUGGUUCCUGUAACACCCCAAAGUAAUAUUCAGCCACUACAUCCACAAAUGCGUGUAAUCGACCACUCAUACAGUGCAAACUGAGCAUGACAUAGAUAGUCGAAGCGGUAAAAAAAAAAAACACUGCAUUCCACCUCGAAUUUAGUGGUUACG